Messenger RNA from Ceraceosorus guamensis, 430 nucleotides. RefSeq lists its product as hypothetical. Lineage: Eukaryota; Fungi; Basidiomycota; Exobasidiomycetes; Ceraceosorales; Ceraceosoraceae. The transcript has a single exon. Bases 46 to 357 code for a protein of 103 amino acids. The record is from RefSeq and is a predicted model, not a curated record.
UACACCAAAGGCUCGUGAAUCGCCCCUCUGCUGGCGGCGCAUUUCAUGGACCUACUCUCCUGGCUCUGGGUGCUCAUUACAACAAGCUCUUCUGUAGUACUACUACUACCACCACUGCUGCCGCUGCUGCAAACUCUGCUGGAUGCCGGUGUUGCCGCAAGCCACACACGCAAGGCUAGCGCGCACCUCACAGUCUGCUUGCCUGCCUGCCUCCCUGCCGUAAUUAGCAACGGCAACGGCUCGCUCCUCGCAGCCAGCUGCAGCAUCGCACAAACGGCACACCGAAAGCGAGAGCGCGCUCCACAGCCUGCGAUGUAUCCAUACAGCUUCGAGUGUCACACAUGCUCUGCGCAGUGAUACGAGGGGUCCGGGCUGGAACGGAGAUUCAAACGAGCAUGAUUGCAGCUGCGUGCUCUCUGCCUGCUCCUCG